This is a messenger RNA of Durio zibethinus, 1172 nucleotides long. NCBI's taxonomy places the organism in Eukaryota, Viridiplantae, Streptophyta, Magnoliopsida, Malvales, Malvaceae. The record is from RefSeq and is a predicted model, not a curated record.
AUGUCUGAUCCCCUCCGAAGCAUCCCAAAAUUCAUCACUUCAACCAAAAAUGUUGAGACUCAAACCCAGGCUAAUGCCGAUCAUCUCGCUUCGUUCCUCUCAUUUCCUUCCCUGUCAAAACCCACGCCUUUUCUCUCUGCUUCACUGCCCCAAACUCUCCCAAGCUCUUCUUCUUCUCUUCCCCAUAAACCUGUUUUAUCACUCAACAGUGCUGCAACUUUCAAUAAUGUUAAUCUUGACCCGCGCUUUCUCUCCUGCUGUAUGCCUGAUAAAUGCCUUAAGGUUGCGGUUCUCCUUAGCGGUGGCGUCGAUAGCAGCGUCGCUCUUUGUCUCCUCCAUGCCGCUGGCCACUCCUGCACUGCUUUCUACCUUAAAAUAUGGUUCCAACCAUCGUAAUGGGCAUUGUUGGUCAUGCUAUUGCUGCAAACUAAUCUUAUCACCAGCUUGCUACUUCAAUGUUUCAACAACACUUGGUCGCCGGUGCAUUUUCUCCUCUCUCCUUGAUCACUUUUGCUUCUUUUUCCCUCUUUCUUCCUUCGUUUGCUUCAUGGGUUAGUCACUAUUGCUGCUCUUACACCACAUUUGGUUGUUUUUGGGCAGCUUCAAUGGUGGCAACAAGAAGCUAUCGACGCAAGAACCAAAUCUUUAAUCUGACCAGAUUUGGCUGCAAUUGUGCUUUGAAAUCGUGCUUCAAUAAUUUGAUUUUGGACUUUGGCUCAAGAUCUAGUGUUUAAGUGACCAACUUUGGUAGUACAUGUUUGGAUGGUGUCGAAAUGUCAUUGGAAAAUGGACUAGAUGGUGGCUAGGGUAGGGUUUUGUAUAUGUUAAAGGUUAAAGUUGUGAUUUCAUAAAUUAUUAAAGGGUGUUUUAGGAAUAAAAAUAUUUUUCGCUAUUCCUGGUGUGCAUUGAAUAACCAUUCUGGGGGAAGUCAUGAAUGGCUAUUUAGGCCAUUUAAUGAAUAUGCCAUUAAUGAGUAGAAAAUGGCCCCUUACAUGGUGGGUCAAAUAUUUGUGUCAAGUUCCGACCUUAGGACAUUUUUGAAAAACAAUAAAGAAGGGUAGUAAAAGGUAAAGGCAUGAUGUGUUUCUUGCGUUUGCAUUUUAAUGUGCAAGUUAGAUAGAAUGAAAUAAAAAAGGAAAUAGAAAGGGGGAUAUGGGUCUGGAAUCAAUCUA